UUUUCAGGUUUUAGUCUUGGCUUUCUGGCGUUGAUAAUUGGCAUUAUUUGUAUAUACUCCACCAUCCAGAAGAGGAGACUCCACAAACUAAGAGAGAAGUUUUUCUACCAAAAUGGUGGUUUGUUAUUACAGCAACAACUUUCUUCUAACGAAGACAGUAGUACACAAUCAGCUAAAGUAUUUUAUGCCGAAGAGCUUGAGAAGGCCACCAACAACUAUUCCGAAGAUCGCAUCCUUGGCCGAGGAGGUUAUGGAACAGUUUACAAAGGGAUUUUGAGCGAUCAUCGUGUUGUUGCAAUCAAGAAAUCGAUAAAAAUGGAUGAUGAUCAAAUAGAACUAUUCGUCAAUGAGGUGGUAAUCUUAACUCAGAUUAACCACAGAAAUGUGGUCAAACUAAUGGGAUGUUGUUUGGAAACUGAAGUACCUUUGUUAGUAUAUGAAUACAUCUCAAACAAUACCCUAUAUUACCAUAUCCACAACAAUGGGGAAAGGCCGUGGUUUUCUUGGGAAAAUCGGUUGAGGAUUGCCUCAGAGGCUGCGGGUGCGCUUGCAUAUCUUCAUUCUUCAGCAUCAAUGCCGAUUAUCCAUAGAGAUGUUAAGUCUAUGAAUAUAUUGUUGGAUGAGUAUUACACUGCCAAAAUAGCUGAUUUUGGAGCUUCAAGACUUGUCCCUAUUGAUCGAACACAAAUAACCACUCUUGUACAGGGAACUUUGGGUUAUCUUGACCCAGAGUACUUCCACACGAGCCAGUUGAGAGAGAAAAGCGACGUAUAUAGCUUUGGGGUGGUCUUGGCUGAGCUUCUCACAGGUCGGAAACCUCUGUCUCCAGACAAGAGCAAAGAAGAGAUGAACCUAGCUAGUUACUUUGUUUCGUUGGUUAAGGAAAAUCGGUUGUACCAAAUUAUCGAGCCAAGAAUUUUGAGAGAGGGGAGUUUGGAGCAAAUCAGUGCAAUGGGUGAGCUUGUUAAGAGAUGUGUCGAGAUGAAAGGUGAUGAAAGGCCGACUAUGAAAGAAGUGACAAUGGAAUUGGAGAGGUUAAGAAAGUAUAACAUUGCGCAUUCACACACUCAAGAAGAGAUAAAAACACUUAAUGGAGGCAUGAGAUUAACUAGUGAGCAGCAACCUGAUCUAUAUCCGGUUCCAGUUAAUCCCGAUUUAAGCUCUGGCGAAUACUCUGGGCAGUACAGUACAGAGAGUCGGUUGUUCCAUGCAAACAAUAGCCCUCGUUAAAACGGAAGUAACAAAGAUGUUCUUCAGUUUCUUUGUGUCUUUUUUUUUUCCUUUGAUCGAAAUAAACUU
Erythranthe guttata (spotted monkey flower) is the source of this 1299-nucleotide messenger RNA. The record is from RefSeq and is a predicted model, not a curated record. NCBI's taxonomy places the organism in Eukaryota, Viridiplantae, Streptophyta, Magnoliopsida, Lamiales, Phrymaceae.